Molecule: messenger RNA, 1815 nt
Organism: Vespula pensylvanica (western yellowjacket)
Lineage: Eukaryota; Metazoa; Arthropoda; Insecta; Hymenoptera; Vespidae
Product: XK-related protein 6-like
Exons: 4
Coding region: 372-1661 (429 amino acids)
Biological process (GO): phosphatidylserine exposure on apoptotic cell surface; engulfment of apoptotic cell; apoptotic process involved in development
Cellular component (GO): plasma membrane
Source: RefSeq, a predicted model, not a curated record
CGUUAAAUCUUCCGUUUAUAAACAAAAUAUUAUCAAAUUUGUAAUAAACGUUUUACGUUACUUCGUAUACAGUUUGAACUAUCGCAUAAACGUUUGGUUGCGUCUCAAGAGAUUUCAUCUGUGGUUGUUCGAACAUGAAUGUUACAUCAAGAAUGAGAUAAUAAGAAAGAGAGAGAGAGAGAGAGAGAGAGAGAGAGAGAGAGAAAAGAGAAAGGAAAUAUAUAAACAAUGUAUAAAGAAUAUAUAUACGAAGAAUCUCUUCAAAUUUAAAUUACACAGAAAUGAGACUUACUUAUAAUGCGUAUUCUCUUGCGAUUUGUGAUAUCUACUUGUGUAAAACUUAGCGUUUGAGGUUAUUUAAUCGUUAUAAAAUGAUGGAAGAAAGAAAUAAUAAAAGAUAUACCAUAUACAUUGGUGGUAUUUUUCCAGCUCCAAAAUUUGAUCUAGACGUCGUAGACGUUCCCCCAAGACAACCAUACGUAUCCGAUUUAUACGUAGUUUUCCUUAUUGCUUCAAUCAUAAUGCACUUAAUUGACAUGGCAUUUGAUAUCAACAUCGCGGUAAGAUAUCUACUGGCAAAUAAAGUAAUAUAUUUUAUUUGGACUCUUUUCUUCCUACUUAUUCCAUCUUUUAUAAAUGUAAUCAUUAGUAGAAGAAUGCAACGUCAAGACGAAGAGAUAGAUCCAGAUCUGGCACAAUUAGAAAAUCGUAAAACUUGCGGACAAGCAAUGAUUAAGAAGAAAAUAUGUUGUAUCUUGGCCGUGGCUUUCCAAUUAGCACCUGUGAUACGUUAUUACGAUACUUUGAUUUAUGCUUUGAAGGCACGUAAAUGUGAGAAAGUAGGAGAUCGCAAUGGCCAAAAACGAUAUUAUUUUAAAAUGCUGAAGGAAGAUCAAGACGUCGCGUUACUAAGAAUAUUUGAAUGCUUUCUAGAAGCAGCACCUCAACAAGUUCUGCAAUUAACUAUUUUACUGAAGCAUUAUGACAGCGAUAUAAAUUUCGAAUUUAUACAUCAACUUGGCAGUAUUAUUACUUCUUUACUCAGUAUGGGUUGGGCAAUGGCGAGUUAUAAUCGUAGCAUUCGAUUAGCCCAACAUGAUAAGGAAAUAAUGAACAUUCGAGGUAGCAUAUGUCAAUUUUUAUGGUACUUCCUUGUAACAGUUUCAAGAAUAUUAAUGGUGAGUUUAAUUGCCAGUAUAUGGCCGUUAUACACUGCUCUUGCUUGUGUCUGUCAUUGGAUUGCCAUGACAAUUUGGAUCUUGAUCGAUUCUCAUGGUAUAUUACAGUUUUGUCGUGAGAAUAAUCGUGCGCCUCAUCUGACACCAACGAUAACAGAACGAGUUUAUUCCGUGCUUUUUGCAUUGGUUAUAGGUCUAGUCCAUAUAUUUGUAUAUUUAAAUGUUAUAGAUAGUAAUACUCUUUUAAAACAUGUAUUUUUUUACGGCCUUUGCUUUUUUGAAAAUAUUACUGCUAAUCUUCUUUGGAUGUUCAAUUUGUCUAUAGAAGCAAAAAAUUCUUGGUACUUUCCCGUAUACAUUGUUCCUUGUACAGUGCCUUUCUUCUUAGGUAUCACUGCCAUGACUCUUUAUUAUACACUUUAUCAUCCAGUUAGAAAGACUCACCUACAAUUGAGCUUAAGGAACCAAGAUCGAUCUUUAUGAUAAUGAACGAGAGAUAAUAUUUAGGCAGAUAACUAACACAUGUACAUCGUCAUAUCUCAUUGCACAUAUAACAUUUCAUACUAAUUUAUUAAUUUUUAUACGAAUUUUACACUACUUAGACGUAAGAAAAGAAAAUGAGAUGUAAUAAUUGAGA